Molecule: messenger RNA, 3309 nt
Organism: Paracoccidioides brasiliensis Pb18
Exons: 8
Coding region: 1-3309 (1102 amino acids)
Biological process (GO): carbohydrate metabolic process
Molecular function (GO): hexosyltransferase activity; UDP-glycosyltransferase activity
Source: RefSeq, a predicted model, not a curated record
AUGUCCUCGCAACCAACCUCCGUAGGUCAUCACCCAGAGAUCACCCAUACACCGUCUGGAAUAACUCAGCCGGAGGUGUUGCAACAUCCUGCAUAUGAUAAGAGGUGUGGACACCUUGAUUUUAAGCAGAGCGGAUUUGACACAGAUGCAGAAGUUGCAGAUGAUGGACGGGUCAACAUCAACAUCAAGGAGCACGGUCGAAGGUUGUCACAGUUAUUAAAUCCAGUUUUUGUGGCACAGAGCAGCCAUACUCACCAUGUACAGACCUCUCUAGCUAGAAUAGAUCAGGGACUUCCUGUGCCACGUCUCAACAUCGUUAUCCAAAUUGUUGGGUCUCGAGGAGACGUACAGCCAUUUGUUGCCCUUGGACGAGAGUUAAAGCAUAUCUACGGUCAUCGUGUCCGACUAGCGACCCAUCCUAAUUUUAGAGAAUUUGUACAGGAACACGACCUGGAAUUUUUUAGUAUAGGAGGUGACCCCGUUGAACUCAUGGCGUUCAUGGUGAAAAACCCAGGCUUGAUGCCCGGUUUCGAUGCGAUGCGCAACGGCGACAUCGGCAAGCGUCGAAAGGAAAUCGCCGAAAUAAUUUCGGGUUGUUGGAGGUCGUGCUUCGAGGCUGGAGAUGGUACUGGUGUCCCCGUCACUGAUGCUAAUUUCGAUGCCACUCAAAUUGAAGGUGAAAAGCCUUUUGUUGCCCAUGCGAUCAUUGCGAAUCCGCCUAGCUUCGCCCACAUCCAUUGUGCCGAGAAGUUAGGAAUUCCAUUGCACCUCAUGUUCACCAUGCCGUGGUCUCCAACCCAAGCGUUCCACCACCCCUUGGCCAACAUCCAAUUUUCAAACGCCGAAGUGGGAGUCGCCAACUUUGUAUCCUAUGCUCUCGUGGAGUUGAUGGCAUGGCAAGGAUUAGGUGAUGUCAUCAAUCGAUUUAGGGAGCGUUCCCUUGGUUUAGAGCCAAUGGGCAUCAUGUCGGCUCCUGGUGUACUUCCGCGACUGCGUAUCCCUUAUACAUUUUGCUGGUCACCAGCUUUGAUCCCCAAACCUAAAGACUGGGGUCCUCAUAUUGAUGUAUCGGGGUUCUUUUCCCUCCCUUUGGCUUCAACGUAUACCCCACCCAAUGAUUUAGCCAAGUUCCUCGAAGCUGGUCCUCCUCCAGUCUAUAUUGGGUUUGGCUCCAUCGUUCUUGAGAAUCCCAAUGCAAUGACUGAACUCAUCUUCGACGCUGUUAAACUAACUGGGCAGAGAGCAUUGGUUUCCAAAGGGUGGGGAGGUUUCGAUGCAGAAGAAUUUAGAAUCCCCGAAGGCAUUUUCAUGAUAGGAAACUGUCCGCAUGACUGGCUCUUCAAACGGGUAAAUUGUGUUGUUCAUCAUGGCGGCGCCGGAACCACCGCUGCAGGUAUUUACUUGGGGAAACCAACCGUUGUGGUUCCUUUCUUUGGUGAUCAACCGUUCUGGGGUUCGAUGGUCGCAAACGCUGGAGCGGGUCCUAAACCAAUUCCCCAUAAAGAACUAACAGCAGCUAAUCUUGCUGCUGCUAUUAUUGCCGCACUUGAACCCGGCGCCAAAUGCCAAGCGGAAGAGCUUGGGACAAGAAUUAGGCACGAAAACGGCGUAGCUGAAGGGACCAAAUCAUUCCAUAAACAACUUCAUAUCAACUCAUUACGUUGUAUGCUUAUUCCUAGUAGGCCUGCAGAAUGGUUUGUUAAACAUACAAACAUUCGCCUGAGCUCGUUGGCAGUAACAACCCUUGCGAACGAGGGAAUUUUGGAUCUUAGCGACCUCAAAUUAUACCGGCCCCGGGAGUAUGAUACAGAACCUGGACCCCGAGACCCAAUAACUGGAGGAGCUACUGCCUUGAUAGAGACCCUUGGAGAUUUUACAGUGGGUUUUGCUGAUAUUCCAGCUGAAAUUUUGAAGGCUAUGACAGGACCCCGUGCGAAGGGGAAGUCAAAAUCAGGAUCAACCUCGCCUAAAAUAGCUGCUCAAAGGUUCUCUACGAAUGCAACCUCUCCUUUAGUUGAAGCCUCCGCAACUACUCUUUCAACAGCCGAAACUGCCUCUGACUCUGGAACUGUUGUAGCUGUCGGAGAAGAGAGCCCAGAGAAUGGAAACGGACUGACAUCGAAUUCUGCUUGCCCAGAGCGUGAGACCAGUAUCGGCGAAGCCAAAACCCCUGAAUGCCAUAAUAUUCCAACAGCUGAUAUCAUAAGCGCGGGGCACGCCGCAACGAAAUUUAUCAAUCUGGGCCUCAAGUCUCCAAUGAACUUCACUCUAGGGGUAUCAAAGGGAUUCCACAACGCCCCCAAGCUGUAUGGAGACAAGACCGUGAGAGAACCUCCAAAGGUUACAGGCUUCCAUAGUGGCAUUAGAGCUGCUGGAAAGGAGCUUGGCUAUGGAUUAUACGACGGAAUUACGGGCUUGGUUACCCAACCCCUUGCUGGACGAAAGGAUGGAGUUGGCGGUGUCAUGAAAGGUUUUGGAAAGGGCAUCGGUGGCCUGAUUCUCAAGCCCGGAGCAGGUAGCUAUAGUUUCCUUGAAUUUCUUGACGGCUGCGAUUCUGAUAGUUCCUCCGUAGGGUUUUUUGCUGUGACCGGCUAUACCAUGAGCGGUGUUUACAAAGAAAUCCAAAAGCGUUUGGGGACAAGCGGAUACGAAGAAUGGAGAAGGUCUACCAAGGUUGAACGCGAAACGGUUAUCCAAUCAUGGUAUUCGCUCAGCAACAACCCAGCUGUGAAAGGAAGAAAGUCGACAUUCUCAUCCGAGUCAGAGACAUCAUCACGUAGAAUUUUUGAUCCCACGCAACUGCCACUACAUACUUGUGAGGCCACCAGAGACACCACUUCAUCUGGAGAUGGAAACCUUCCUUCCGAAGGAUUGUUCCAGAGAUUCCGUUCGACCAGGCAGAAAAAAAGACAUUCAAUCCAUCAAACUAUCUACCGCCCGCACCGUGACCUCAGCCCCUCAGCUUCUGGCGAAAUCGAACAGGCAAUCCUCGACUCCGUUGAGCAGUCAUCUACAGGAAACUCGGAAGAAGAUAUGAUGAUCGAGCGUGCCAUCCGAGCCAGUAUUGCUGAGCUGCAAGCGGCAGAAGCAGAUGAGAAAGACGAGCAGGAGGCCUACGCUCGGGCCAUCAGCGCGAGCAUCGAGGAGGCAAGCCGAGUGCGGCAGGAUCAAGCGCAUGUAAAUGAUCUGCGUGAUACGCGACAUGGCGUAACAAACCUUGAGGGUUCGUCCACGGCGGAUCCCAGCAGGCAUGACGCAUAUUGCGAUGAAGGUAGUGAUCUUGAACGUACACUUGCUGAAUCUAUUUGA